AACAGACAAGUUAUUCUUUGCGGGAAGAGAAGUAUAUAUAUAACAGCAGUUGUUGUACUCCGCUCUUUUAAUCCAACUAGAUUUUUAAUUAAUGCAAUUAUUCCAUGAUAUGAAAUGUUGAAAAACACUUCCUUAAGCUGAUAGCCAUUUCCUACUGGCACUCAGACCAAGUUGUUCGUUUAUAAUAGCUUGUGAAAAGAGUAAUGGCCAGCUUCGAAACAUGAGGAUAUUCUAUUUUGAGUCUUCUGUUCUGGCGUUAUGGCUUUUGUUUUUCUUCAAUGUUUCUCAUUUAACGUUAGCUGAAACAGCCGGUCUCUACAAUUCGCAGACAGAUGAUGUUGAUGUCUUGAACGAAAAUGAUUUCGUCCGAACUGUAACAGGAUCUUCCAAGUUAUGGUUUGUCGAAUUUUAUAACAGCUGGUGUGGACACUGCAUUAAUUUUGCCCCUCUGUGGAAAAAUCUGGCUACAAGCGUAAAACCUUGGAGCUGUUUUAUUCAUAUUGGUGCAAUCGAUUGUGCUGAUGAGAAAAAUGUAGAAAUGUGUCGAACCUAUGAUAUUAGUCUUUUCCCAACUAUUAAGACAUUUUUCCCACACUCAAAACCAAUUGAUAUUGGCACAGACUAUAAUAAAGCUCGUGACAGCGUAGACGUAUUGCGCCAUAACCUUAUAGACCUUUCUGUACAGUAUUAUAUGCAGUCUAAGGAUCCACAAUGGGAAACCUUAUCACCAAUUAACUCUGUUGAUGACAUUUUAAAAUAUCGUGUUUCAUCACACUCAGUUAUUGCUAUCAUUACUGAAGAUAAAGGCAGUUACUUGGGAAAAGAGGUAAUACUUGAUCUGAGUAAAUAUUCCAAAAUCCUCAUCAGAUCAAUGCUAUCAGACGUAGUUCCUGUAGAAUACCAGGUGACACAUUUCCCAUCUCUAUUACUAAUAGAUAAAAAAGGCAAACUCAAAACACGUAUACAUUCAAAUCUGACAACAAGGUUUUGUGUAAAUUACCUAAAAAAUGUAUCUGGUUAUGCUACCAAUAUUAGUGGAAUAAAAGACCCAUCAAUGGGUUACAUUGCCAGUAUGAAACCAACUCUUAAAAGCAUUCAAAUAAACAAGCCAGCUGCUCACAUGCAGGACCUACUCUCGGGAAUCCAUUAUAUGUUUCAGCAGGAGAUUGCAAUUCGAAAAAAUAUUAACGGCAAAUCAUUAAAAUCACUUCAAAAUUUCAUUGAAGUUUUGUCCAAGUACUUUCCUGGUGAAACAUCAGUUUCAAUUUACCUGAGUAAGGUCAAUUCUUGGCUUUCAACAAUCCAAUAUUCCAUCACUGGUAAAUCUUGGCUAGAAAAAAUUGACUCUCUACAGGCUGAAGAUGCUUUCUUGCCAAAGAAAAUAAUUUGGAUUGGAUGUCGGGGCAGCAGACCUCAAUAUAGAGGUUAUCCUUGUAGCUUAUGGACAAUUUUUCAUGCUCUUACUGUUAAUGCUUACUUAAAGAAUAGAAAUGAUCUUUUAUCAAAUCCAGCAGAAGUUCUUUCAGCCAUUUCUGAUUACGUCAGUAAAUUUUUUGGAUGUGAAGAAUGUAGCCGGAAUUUUCAGAAAAUGUCGCAAAAUAUUUCUUCUGUGAUUCACAGUCAUGAAGAUUCAGUGUUAUGGCUAUGGGAAGCCCAUAACAAAGUUAAUAAACGUCUUCACAAUGAUUUCUCUGAAGAUCCACUUCACCCCAAAAUUCAAUUCCCGUCCGUGGAAAUGUGUUCAACAUGUUACAACCAAAAUAUCAAAGACAAUUCAAAGAUAAUUAAAACUAAUCAGAAAUGGAAUAAAGCUGCAAUCUUGGACUUCAUGGUUCAUUUCUAUUCCACCAAUUUAAUCAAAGUCUCAGAAUCCAUUAAGAAUUCUUAUAAUAACCUGUUGGCCGAAAAUUCUGGCAAAACUGCUGAAUCAUUUUUAGGAAAGUUAGAGAACAGAACUGAAGAACUUGAUUGGUGGGAGAAAAAACAGAGAAAAAGAGAUUUACAGAAUUUACAUAGUGUCAAAGAACAAAGAAGACAAAAUCAUUUAAGAAAACUAAUUGAGAGAAAUGUUAAUCGACAUGAUCCUCAUUUAAAAGUCCGGUCUUCUCGGACAUUUUGGAUAUUUAGUGAGAUUGACAUAGGCAUGUGUAUUAUAUUUUACAUUUUUUGCUUAAGUCUUCUUAUUUUCUUAUAUUUCCAUUUUGCACGUCGGAAAGGCAAACGGUUGUGUAAGCUUUUACCAUAUUGACUGCAGAGAAGCAAUAAAUAUCUUAGCUUCUAUUGGCUUCUA
Molecule: messenger RNA, 2290 nt
Organism: Octopus sinensis (East Asian common octopus)
Lineage: Eukaryota; Metazoa; Mollusca; Cephalopoda; Octopoda; Octopodidae
Product: sulfhydryl oxidase 2
Exons: 10
Coding region: 221-2248 (675 amino acids)
Biological process (GO): protein folding
Cellular component (GO): Golgi membrane
Molecular function (GO): protein disulfide isomerase activity; flavin-dependent sulfhydryl oxidase activity
Source: RefSeq, a predicted model, not a curated record